Cinclus cinclus is the source of this 1596-nucleotide messenger RNA. RefSeq names its product RCC1 and BTB domain-containing protein 2. Lineage: Eukaryota; Metazoa; Chordata; Aves; Passeriformes; Cinclidae. The transcript is spliced from 11 exons. The record is from RefSeq and is a predicted model, not a curated record. Gene Ontology annotation, molecular function: protein binding. The coding region runs from base 16 to 1596 and encodes 526 amino acids.
UUGUCAGCCCUGAAGAUGCUGGAUGUUGGGAAAUGGCCGAUUUUUUCUCUCUGUUCCUCAGAAGAGAUCAAGUUAAUUCGACAAGCCUGUGUCUUUGGUAGUGCUGGUAAUGAAGUGUUGUAUACAACUGAAAAUGAUGAGGUUUUUGUGCUUGGCAUGAACUGCAGUGGCUGUUUGGGAACAGGAGACAUGCAGAGCACUAUAGAACCAAGGAGGUUAGAUUCCCUGUGUGGCAAAAAGAUAGCCUGCCUGAGUUAUGGAAGUGGCCCUCACGUUGUUCUUGCUACAGAAGAAGGAGAAGUGUAUACGUGGGGUCAUAAUGCUUAUAGUCAGCUGGGCAAUGGUACUACAAAUCAUGGUUUUGUUCCCUGUCAAGUCUCUACUAACUUGGUGAACAAGAAAGUCAUUGAAGUUGCCUGUGGCUCUCACCAUUCCAUGGUGUUAACCUCUGAUGGAGAGGUAUACACAUGGGGUUAUAAUAACUCAGGCCAGGUUGGAUCUGGUUCAACAGCAAAUCAACCAAUUCCUCGAAGAGUUACCAGCUGCCUACAAAAUAAAAUAGUCAUUAAUAUAGCUUGUGGACAGAUGUGCUCUAUGGCUGUGGUGGAAAAUGGAGAGGUCUAUGUCUGGGGGUACAAUGGGAAUGGCCAGCUGGGGCUGGGCAGCAGCGGCAACCAGCCCACGCCGUGCCGGAUCGCAGCCCUGCAGGGCAUUCGUGUGCAGCGGGUUGCCUGUGGCUAUGCACAUACAUUAGUGCUAACAGAUGAAGGUCAGAUAUAUGCCUGGGGAGCCAAUUCGUAUGGCCAGUUAGGUACUGGGAAUAAAAGUAACCAGUCUUACCCUACAACAGUUAUUGUGGAUAAGGACAGAGUUAUCGAGAUCGCCGCCUGCCACUCUGCGCACACGUCGGCGGCCAAGACCCAGAGUGGCCAGGUGUACAUGUGGGGCCAGUGCCGGGGCCAGUCUGUGACCUUCCCCCACCUCACCCACUUUGCCUGCACUGACGAUGUGUUCGCCUGCUUCGCCACCCCUGCUGUCAUGUGGCGCCUGCUCUCCGUUGAGCCUGAUGACCAUCUAACAGUAGCCCAGUCACUAAAGAAGGAAUUUGACAACCCUGAAACUGCAGACCUGAAGUUCCUAGUGGAUGGAAAAUAUAUUCAUGUUCAUAAAGUUCUUCUCAAAAUUAGGUGUGAACAUUUUCGCUCCAUACUCAAUAAUGAUGAUGAAAUUAUAGAAAUGAGUGAAUUUUCUUACCCUGUUUACCGGGCCUUCCUGGAAUAUCUGUAUACAGACAACAUUAGGCUCCCUCCUGAAGAUGCAAUAGGGCUGCUAGAUUUGGCAACACUGUAUAGAGAAAACAGACUGAAAAAGCUUUGUCAGCAAACAAUCAAACAAGGCAUUUGUGAAGAGAAUGCCAUUGCUCUUCUUUCUGCUGCUGUCAAGUACGAAGCUCAGGACUUGGAAGAAUUUUGCUUCAGGUUUUGCAUAAACCAUUUGACUGUUGUUACACAAACUCAAGGCUUUGCAGACAUGGACCAUGACCUCCUGAAAAACUUCAUUAGCAAAGCCAGCAGAGUGGGAGCAUUCCGAAAUUGA